UUAGAUAUUUGCCACGUUGCUGUAGAGACGGCGGCCUUAUAACGCUGCUCCCACGCCGGGGCGAUGCACUUCACCCUCCUGCACACACGGCGGUAGGCGGCGGUCGAGCUGCCCCACUUCUCACACACACACACACACACACACACACACACCGGUGUGUCGGGUUUCGCACAGGUGGAGUCGUCGCUCGCCCCGCGGCUGUCAAAAUGUUAACUGACAUGAUAUUGGAGGAAGAGUUUGACAAGAGCGCGGAGUCCUGGCACCACCCGCAGGACCUCGAGCACGAUCUCCAUUUGGCAGCAGAACUGGGGAAAACCCUGCUGGACAGGAACCAUGAGCUGGAGCAGGCCCUCCAGCAGAUGUACUCCACCAACCAGGAGCAGCUGCAGGAGAUCGAGUACCUCGCGAAGCAGGUGGACCUGCUGCGUCAGAUGAACGACCAACACGCCAAAAUGUAUGAGCAGCUUGACUCGGCCGCCAGGGACCUGGAGCAAGGCAACCGGAGACUAGUGCAGGACAACCGCCUGGCCCAGCAGAGGAUCCACAGUCUAACAGAAACUGUUGACGGUCUUCAGACCAACAUGGACGAGCUGCAGACCCAGGUGGACGAGCUCAAGGCGUCCCAGGCCGAGAGAAAGAAAAGAGAGCUGUCAGAGCAGCGACGCAACCUCGGAGCACAGAGCGUGUCCUGUCUCAAAGAGCUCUACGACUUACACCAUGACAGGCACCUAUCCCAUGAUGCUCUGCGUGUGGACGGACUCUGGUCACCUCAGGGCUCUUUCUACGGCCGAGACAGAGGCCAAGACCCGGAGGAGGAGAAUGCGAGUCUCCAGCGAUCCGUCCAGACCCUUCAGGUCCAGAUAGCUGUGGAGCGAAGCCGCAGGGAGGCAGCAGAGCGGGAGAGUGAAAUGACUGCCAGUGAGAACGAAGGCCUGGAGCAGCGGCUGUCCCUGCUGUCGGGCUGCUGGGCCAGGCAGAAAGAGCUGGAGGCUGAAGUGGAGCAGCUGCGGCAUCUGUGGCGCGCCGACUGUGCCAAGAGCAGGCCAGACCAACUUCUGUUGCCUGAAACGGUAUUCUUUGCCUCAGAAGAAAAGCCCAGCCUGGUGCAGAGCGACAUGGAGGAGAAGGUAGAGAAUGAGGAGCAGGGACGAUACAGGCGACAGAGGUGUAACAGUGACAGCGUCCUGAGAGCAUCAAACCCAGAUGAGAUCCGCCGUGGUCACGAGCAGCUGUGCGUAAGACGAGCAGAGGCGGUCAAACAGAAGGGCAUCUCUCUGCUCAAUGAGGUGGAUGCACAGUACAGCGCACUGCAGGUGAAAUAUGACGAGCUCCUGCAGCGAUGCCAUCAGGCCACAGACGGACUCAGCCAUAAAGCCGUCCAGACAUCUCAUUGCCCCCCCGCGAGCAAUCGGACACGCCGCCGCCGGUCCAGCACAGCUUUGUCUGAUCUGACACUGGUGCUGGAGGAUGGCCAACAGCCUGAGUACAAAGCUCUGUUCAAAGAGAUCUUCACCUGCAUCCAAAAGACCAAAGAGGACCUCGGCGAGAACAGUUGUGCAGACAGGGACACGACUUCCCAUAGCUCUGCCCAUUGAUGGCAUUAAUCGUCAUCCUGAGACACGGGACUUGCAGUCGUUUGUGUCUCUCAAAGUUUUUAAUUCAGGGGAAACUUUGUGGUGACUUUGCAGUAAUAAUAUCCAGAGAGUGCAGCUGCAUUGAGCACACUCAGUCAUUGUGCGUCUUAGACACGCUGCAAUCCUCUUAUCUCCUGUCAUGUUGACCCACCUUUACUUUUGUCAGUCAGCACUGUCCCUUUAAUAACGUCCAUUUAAAAAAAAGAGGUGUUAAAAAAUUUGUUAAUGUAAAGCAGCUGUAAGAUUUGACGCAAGAAUACAUUCCAAAGUCCAACUGUUGAUAGUAAAGAUGUGUUGUAUAAGGAGAUAUCUUCAUUUCAAUGAACAUGCACUAGUACUAAGUAUUAUGUCCAACUGCAACAGUAUUCAGAGAAAAAACACACACAUUGAAUAAUGUUUGUGAUGAGAAAAGUUGAACAUGCAGUUGUUAUGACUUAUGUAAACAGAAAUGUUGGAAUGUUGUAAUAGGAUUAAAAGCUGUAGCCAUGCAAUAAUUUAAGACUCAGGAGUUUAUGAUAAUUAGCUCAACAGCUAGUUUGAGUUGGUUUUUGUAAGUUGGCUAUAGUUUCAUCAGUUGAGGGUCAUUAGAAUGUCACCAGAGAAAUUUCUGUGGAAAGAUUGUUUGUUAUCGUCUGUGCGUCCUGUUUCCUGUCUGCGCAGCUUGACCUGCGACGAAUGUCUUUAUACCAUUAUUACACAUAACAGCCCUGCACUUUUUUAGGACUGAAUAGCUUUUUCUGUUUAUUUAUUUUUCUAAUAAGUUUAGAGAGGAUGAAAUGUUAUUUAUUUUCUUCAUUGCUAAAUGUCUAGAGCAGAUUGUUCAGUCGAGUGUGACUGAAAGUGAAAUCAAAUGUACACUGAGGUGCUUUUCUGUGGUUGUAAAUAUUCUGUCUGACACAGGUGAUUGGAAAAAUAAUGAUAUACAGAUAAUACAGAGGUAAAUGGAAUGCACAAAAGAAAUGUUACCUUGAUUAUAAACAAUGUCCUUUGCCUCAAAAUGUCGUAAUAUUUCUUCUGGCUUGACAUUCAACUCUCGAUGUGGAAAUGUGAAAAGAAAUGUUGUUGAUCCGGUUAACUGCUUAUUCUCUUAAUCCAUUCAGUCUUAAUCCAAAAGUUCCUUGUAGCUGUUAAGGGAACUUUCUCUUGUACUGUAUAGAGGAAAAAUCUAUUUUUUUCCUGACCCCAGCUGUUAUUGGCUGAAUUUCACUCUCACCCUCCCUGUGAUGUGAUGCUCAUUGUUGGGGCAUUUAGCAAUAUUUUUAUUUUACUUUUUUGAAGCUGUGAAUUGGACUGUAUACUGCUGCAGAAGGCAUCACUGUACUGUAUAACUUUAGGACUAACGUGUUUUUGCUUGCAACUAACUAGUAAAAACUUUCCUGUUAAGUUUUA
Messenger RNA from Scophthalmus maximus (turbot), 3023 nucleotides. RefSeq names its product cerebellar degeneration-related protein 2a (gene cdr2a). Lineage: Eukaryota; Metazoa; Chordata; Actinopteri; Pleuronectiformes; Scophthalmidae. The transcript is spliced from 7 exons. The coding region runs from base 207 to 1595 and encodes 462 amino acids. The record is from RefSeq and is a predicted model, not a curated record.